AUGCGCUUUGCCGCACUUGGCGCGCUCUUCGCUCUUCUCCAGACGACUCACGCACAUGACUGGGCUCUCAGAUCGAAGCGACCCUCGCCGCCAGCUGGAUGGAAGCCUGUCCGACAUCCUCGCCGUGUGCUGUUGAAGCAAAAUGUGCGCAUUCACUUUGCGCUUAAACAAGGACGUUUCGACCAGUUGGAGCGUCAUCUUCUGCAAACCUCAUCUCCAAACAAUCCCCUUUAUGGGCAGCAUCUCUCCUUUGCGCAAGUCAAUGAGCUCCUUCGACCGUCAGAUGAAGCCAUUGCCGCCUUUGAGAGCCAUCUUCACAGCCAUGGCGUCAACAAGAUUGAAUACUGGCCCGCAAAAGAUUGGGCAUCGGUCAGCAUGACGAUCGGGCAAGCCGAGCUCAUUUUCAACGCACGUUUCUCGGUCUUUGCUCGUGAUGGCGAAACAAUCGUUCGCACCCUCGAGUAUUCCUUACCUCGCAAUCUGGAUGUUCAUGUCGAAGCAACGUCGGCAACUAGCUUCUUUCGACCUCGUAAGCUCACUCGUGCGAGUCGUGGACCAUCUGGCCCCUUAAGGGACAUUCCGAAGGCGCAGUCAUAUGGUCUGCGGGCUGCUGUCAAGAAGCGCGAUCUGUCGUGUCCGGAUCUCAGCGGAGUAAAUUUCACCUGCUAUCGCCACUGGUACGAAACAAUCGAUUACAAAGUCCAGCAUCCUGGCGCAUCAGCAGUCGCUAUUGCGGGUUUCCUCGGAGGAACGCCUCAAUACAAAGAUGCAACCGAAUUUGUUCAAUGGAUGCGUCCUGAUGCACAGAAUAAGGGAGAUGUUCAGUUCCCCGUGGUCCUUUACGGCGGCGCAAAGAACAGGCAAGGUUUCCAAGACUUCACGCCCGCUGAGCUAUCUUCAGAACAGAAUCUCGAGGCGAACGGAGACUCUCAGCAUAUACUCAACACGAUACUUCCGCUCAACAUGACAUACUACUCGGCGUGGGGAUCGAUGCCUGCCAUUGACUUUACGCCAGAUGCAAGCAAUCCGAUCAAUGGUAACGAGAACUGGGAGCCAUUUUUGCAAGGCUUCAGUGCGCUCGAGCAUCCAGAGAAGAUCGUCUCUAUCUCAUACGGCGACGAUUCUCAAACCGUCGACGAAGCAUACGCAAGGCGAAUAUGCAGUGUGUUUGCUGCCUGGGGCGCACGCGGCGUUACUGUUUUCAUUGCCUCGAUGGAUUCUUCGCUCGCUGGCGUGGGUCCAUCAUGCGAAGCUAAUUACGGCGCCCAUCUUCAGACGGCUAUCCCGACUUUGCCAGCCGAAUGUCCUUGGGUGACUACUAUUGGGGCCAGCAACAUCACGACGGGCGACGAAACGGCAAUUGACUGGUCUGGCUUGGGCUUCUCGAAGCGUUUCCCAAGGCCGGUGUGGCAACAGGCAGCUGUUGAUAGCUACAUCAAGACCCAUGGUCUGGCGCCCUUUGCUGGUCUCAUCACGACACCUGCUGCACUCAAUGGCCGCGCCUAUCCUGACUUGGUCGCGACGGGUACACCAUGCGAAGUCAUCUGGAAUCACCUAUCGAGAUGGUGGGGAGCAACGUCAACGGCGACGCCAGAAGUUGCUGCUAUUUUUGCGCUCAUUAAUGACGCUCGACUGGCAGCAGGCAAGCCUACGAUCGGUUUCAUCAACCCAGCGCUCUAUGGCAUCAAGACUGGUAUCUAUGACGUCGUGCAUGGCCACACAAGUUCUUGCGGCCUGACUGGAUUGCCGGCCGCUGUAGGUUGGGAUCCCAUCAGCGGUCUAGGUGCGCCUCGCUUCAAUGGCUUGCUGGAGGCUUUCAUGGCCAUGUAG
Messenger RNA from Mixia osmundae IAM 14324, 1830 nucleotides. RefSeq lists its product as uncharacterized. Gene Ontology annotation, biological process: proteolysis. The transcript has 5 exons. Lineage: Eukaryota; Fungi; Basidiomycota; Mixiomycetes; Mixiales; Mixiaceae. Bases 1 to 1830 code for a protein of 609 amino acids. Gene Ontology annotation, molecular function: tripeptidyl-peptidase activity; serine-type endopeptidase activity. The record is from RefSeq and is a predicted model, not a curated record.